This is a messenger RNA of Manihot esculenta (cassava), 1311 nucleotides long. RefSeq lists its product as uncharacterized. The transcript is spliced from 2 exons. Bases 180 to 1169 code for a protein of 329 amino acids. NCBI's taxonomy places the organism in Eukaryota, Viridiplantae, Streptophyta, Magnoliopsida, Malpighiales, Euphorbiaceae. The record is from RefSeq and is a predicted model, not a curated record.
GUCUCCUGCCCCACAUGAGCCUCCCAAGUCAAUCAUCCAUAUGUUAUGCAGCGUCUUCCAUUAGAUGGCAGAAUAUAAAGAAAACAAAAAUAACAAAAGGACUAACCAUCCCAUCUGUUUCUUUCUGUUUAGGUCGUUUCUCUUCCGCUUGUAGUAGAUUCAGCAUUCUGUAAACAGCAAUGGAUUAUUAUGAUGAUGACCCUUUUGGGACAUCCUCUAGUAGGGAUGCAAAGGUGGAUAGUGUUCAUCAGCUUUUGGAGGAAGGUUGGUUCUUUGGGAAACUGCUCACCAGGAAACCAAAAUCAUCAUUAAUGCUUAGGUGCUACUCUGAUCCUUCUCCAAACUUUGAUCAAGCAAUUUUAGCAGAGAAUAAUCCUUUCGUAGACAAGUCUUCACCAAAGGAAGUUGCAGGUAAUUUGAUUCGUGCACCAGUAUUGCCACCUUGUAUAGGCCGGAAAGAAGAGAAACAGCUGACCUGCAGGCAAUUAUCAGGUAAAAUUUUGGUUCAGCCACCCAUCAAACCAACUACUCGUACAGUAGGUAUUCAAGAGAAUAGAAGGAGCAACGUGAUUACAGGGCAACCAUCAAAGCACAAAUUACUUAGAACACCGUCUCUACCGCCUUGUAUAGGGAGGGAAGAAGUAGAAGAAGAAGAAGAAGAAGAAGAGAAUGAUGAUAAUAUUACAAUGAGCAGAUUGAUUCGCCAAGCAAUGCCUCCUCGUCAUACUUCCAAGGGCAUGAUACAAAGUUCUUGCACGCGAAGGUACAGACCACCAAGUAACCGGAAAACGCAAACAAUUGACACGGUAAAAGUUAGCUCUAAAGAAAAGGGGAAUCUUGGAUGCUCUAGCCAAAGAAAUUUACACAGAAGCGUAAGUAAUAUUGAAUCUCAAGAAGUGCAAGGGUUCAAGGACUUGGGAUUCACAUUCAACAAACAAGGCCUCAACCCAAGUGUUGUUGGAAUCCUCCCUGGUUUGCAAGACGAUCAAAAACGAACCCAAGAUCAUCAAGACCAAGAUAAAGUGAGGAGGAAAUCUCAGAAAGCAUGGCAUGUGCAAAAGCAAAGUUGCGGUCCUCCAAUUCCCAUUUGGGCUCCCAAGAAUUCAGCACAGGACAUAAAGGCACAACUCAAGUAUUGGGCCAGAGCAGUCGCCUCUAAUGUGCGAUAGAUCUUAAAAUGGUAGUAAAUAAUCAAAUUUUUUUGGGCUUCUGGCAAAUCCUAACAAUUGUUGGAGUUUGAUGGGAAAACAAAUUCUGGUUUCAUAUUUCUAAAUAACUUCAUUGAUUUAGCCAUUCAUUUGAUUUCUUUGA